Messenger RNA from Selaginella moellendorffii, 1517 nucleotides. RefSeq lists its product as uncharacterized. The record is from RefSeq and is a predicted model, not a curated record. Lineage: Eukaryota; Viridiplantae; Streptophyta; Lycopodiopsida; Selaginellales; Selaginellaceae. The coding region runs from base 570 to 1112 and encodes 180 amino acids. The transcript is spliced from 9 exons.
GGAAGGAGCUCGAGGAGUACCGGCGGCGGCACGACGAUGGCGCGGCGAUGCCCGGAUGGGCGUGGAUGAUGUCCUGCGUCUUGUCGUGCUGCCAAGCUCAUCCCCGCGGGGUCACGGAAGGGAUUCUUCUCGCGGAGCUCUUCCAGGUGAGGUUUGUUUGGAUGCCGUAAUGGAGGUCGUUGUUCUGGACAUCCACGUCUUGCCUGGGAGUAAUAGCUAUCUUCUUACGCUUGGAGAUCUUUCCAGCGGGAACACAGUCGACCACUAUCUGCACCGAAAAUUUUUUGACAUGGUACAAGAUGAGGAGGGAACUAUUAAGAGAGGUCGAGAUCUACGCAUGACAGGUUGUAGGCUGAGAGUUGGAGCUGGAUCGUGUGCUCCGCGUCUUUUACCCACAGAGCACCUUGGCGAGGACCAAGAACACGAUGCAAUGCUGCUCGGCGCGCAGUUUCUCUCUGACACUUUCCCGUCUAUACAACGUGGAGCUGCCGGAGAUUACCAUAUUUAUGCCAAGUGUUGUUUCGCGUGAUCGAUCGAGUAUGGCUUAAUCACUUUGUGACGAAAAGUCCAUGGAGACUGAGACGAACGGCGACAGAAGAUGGAAAACAAUCUUGCUUGUUGAUAGUGAGGAAAUCACGGUGCCAUUCGUCCUGUGGAAUGACCAGGUUCCUAUUGCCAAUUUGCUAAAUGACGGAAGCAUGUUGGCCCUUGAACGACCCUUUGUAAACUGUGACACAAUGGAGAUAAGCCUGGAGUCUGGAACAUGCACUCGGAUCGAUUGUGUGCCGCCCUGUCUUCAACUCGAGCAAGAGGUGACAGUAGCGUCUGAUCACGAAACAUGUCUUGGAUCGGAAGUGCUAAUUCCACGCAACCCACACGGUGCUGUUGAUCUCAACCAUUUCCCCGCUCGUUUUAUGGUACAGCAGCGUUUGUUGGUUGUCAGAUUUCAUCUGCCAAGCAACCAUUUAUACUGUCUAUUAACGACGACACGGGAAUUAUCGAGAUUGAGCUUUAGUUCAUGCUGGAGAGCUGGUCUUUUGGCGAGGUUUAUUCCGGACAACUUGUGUUUAUAUCCGGCCUUGCUACUUAUACAGAUACUGGUGGAAGGCUGAAAUGUUCUUGGACCGAAAGCACGGAAGGAGCAUCUUUCGUGAACGUUUCCCAUCUCACUGCAGUCAUCUCUUCCCUGUGUCUUCACAGCAUUGUUCCUGUCUCUCGAUGGUCUGGCUAUGGCCAGGUAGGAGAGAUUUGAAACUCUCUCUUUGACCCGAGGAGAUGAUGUCAGGUGUGCAGAGUAAGGCUCGAAAGAGUGGAGCUCCACCUCCAUAAAUACAUGGUGCUUGUGGUCGGCGUGUGACGGAUGAAAGUGGCACUUGGUUUUGUUAUUUCUGUACAUGCAGUUGUGAUCAAGCAUCACUCUCUUUCCACGCAAAUGUCUAUCUUUUGACGUUGGAGAACCAGGCAGGGAAAUUUGUGCUAGAGUUGACUACAAAUUAUCACUUUUGAGCUUAUUUUUC